UCUGAUCUUUGAAAUAGCUUCAAUAUAAGGCUCCAUUACACAAAGAAAGAAUGGAUAUGCUUAAGCAAAUGAGGGUGAAAUUUACCGGUAUAGGAGAAGAAGAGAAAGGAAGCAGCAGCAGCAGUACAAGAGAUAGAACAAUACCACCACAGAAAACUCAACCUUUUAAAGACACGAAAAGAUUACCUAGCUGGUUGCACAAACAGUUUAUAAGGACAAUGAGUCGUGAUUAUGAUUCCAGUGAUAGCGUUGACUAUCCAGCUGCGGUGGCUGCAGCUGCAUUUGCUGUAACAUCAAUUGAAGAAAAGAGCGAAUAUGACCACAGAAGGACAAAUAGUGGAGGUGAUAAAACUUUGACAAAUAUCAAAAGUAAAGCAGAGGAUAAUGAUAAGAAACCUGAAAAGCUUUCAGAUGAAGCUUCAAAAUCAAGUUCAAAACUUCCAUAUAAAAGUGAUCCAAUAAGGUCAACAACAAUCAAUCCAGAGCCAGUUAAAUCUGUGCCAUCUAUUAAAAAGAAACCAACUUUUGGAGAUAGCAAACCUGAAAGUGAAGUUGUUGAAAAGGCCAAAAAAGCUCCAUCCUUUAGGAAAAUGCCAGCGUUUGGAGAUAGCAAACCUGAAAGCGAAGUUGCUGAAAAGGCCAAAAAAGCUCCAUCCAUUAAGAAAACGCCAACGUUUGGAGAUAGCAAACCUGAAAGUGAAGUUGCUGAAAAGGCCAAAAGAGCUCCAUCUAUGAAGAGAGCAUCUACAUUUCCAGACCAAAGCAUUGAUAUCAGACCUCCCAAGGCUCCUGAGGUUCCUGUUUCAGCUCCUGCUGUUCCGCCAACUAGGCAAUCUUCAUCACAACCAGGCAUGGCUAAAGCGCCAAAUACAAUAAUGCCUGCAAGUGGAAAUUCUCAGGCAGAUAUUUGGGAGAAAGAAGAAAUGGAGAAGAUCAGAAUAAGGUACAAGAAGCUCAUACAUGAAAUUGUGGACUGGGAGACAAAGAAGAAGAAGAAAGCAAAGCACGACUUGGAGAAAGUUGAGGCUGAAUUAGACAGGCGUAGGGCAAAAGCCAGGAAACAUUUCAACGAUGAGGUUGGAAGGAUUGAAGGCAUUGCAGGAGGGGCCAAAGAACAAGCAGAUCAACAUCGAAAGAACGAAGAGCUAAAGGUGAUAGAGAAGGCAAAUAAGAUCAGAGUCACUGGAAAAAUGCCAUCAACUUGUUCAUGCUUUUAAA
Messenger RNA from Solanum verrucosum, 1218 nucleotides. RefSeq lists its product as uncharacterized. The coding region runs from base 51 to 1217 and encodes 388 amino acids. The record is from RefSeq and is a predicted model, not a curated record. The transcript has 6 exons. Lineage: Eukaryota; Viridiplantae; Streptophyta; Magnoliopsida; Solanales; Solanaceae.